Messenger RNA from Mugil cephalus (flathead mullet), 4111 nucleotides. RefSeq names its product arrestin domain-containing protein 3-like. The coding region runs from base 1377 to 2744 and encodes 455 amino acids. The transcript is spliced from 6 exons. Gene Ontology annotation, cellular component: plasma membrane; cytoplasm. NCBI's taxonomy places the organism in Eukaryota, Metazoa, Chordata, Actinopteri, Mugiliformes, Mugilidae. The record is from RefSeq and is a predicted model, not a curated record. Gene Ontology annotation, biological process: protein transport.
GGAGCCGUUGGGGCACAAAGUUACAGCGACUUCCCUCCUCCAACCUUCCUUGCUGGAUCUCAUCCCCUACCCACAGGCCCUAUUGCUAACGAAUACCCAGCACCACGUCCGUCUCAUCCUGCAAACAUAGGGAGUGGCUACAAUAGCCAGUGGCCAUAAAAUCUUUUUCCAUACAGUUUUUCAGCUGGAGCUCUUCUGCCACCUUUAGUGCAGCCUCCAGACAUUACGGUUCCACCACAGUUUCAGCAGGGCGAAGAUCCUCCAUCCUACAUGACCCUUUACCUAUCUCCUCACAGUACUCCUGGCAGUGGGUCAGAUCACAACAAUUAGCACUCUUUACCUACAUUUAGCACAGUUACCUGUGUUGUGUGUGUAGUGGGAGGAGUGUGUGUUGGUGUGUUUUGUUGUAACAUAAAUGUAUGAGUAAAAAAUGAACAAAAAUCUCGGCCCUUCAGAGAUCAGUCUUAAUGGGAGUAGACCAAAAUUUGUUUUUGAGCUGAAGCUUCUACAAUGACAUACAGUACAAAAAAGUCAGUGCCAAAAUCAGAAUUCACAUCAGCAUCAGAGCGCAAAAACCCGGGUCGACGCAGCAUUUCAUUUUACAUGAAGCUGAGCCGAUAAAAUUCUGAGUCAAUUGCCGGGUCGGUUUGACCCAGGUCAACCCUUUCACAUCAAGUUAAAAACCCGGGUCAAGCCGGUGUGAACAGGGCUUUAGAAUCACCAAUCAACCUCACCAAUCAUCCUAACCAGAAUCACCAAUCAAUCUAACCAGCAUGUCUUUGGAUAAUGAGAGGAAACUGAAGUACCCAGGGAGAACCUGCACAGUUUCAGGGAGAACACAAGGCCACCACUGUGCCUAAUUGUUUUAUGUUCAAACAUUUUUAUUCAUAUUGAAAUUAACUAUUUUAUGUUACCAUUUUUUAGGGUAUUGUUUGUGUUUUUAUUUUCAAAUAGUUCAAAAGAAACCUCUAUAGAUGAACAAUGUUUUGUACAGUUACGGUUGUCUUCAAUAAAUAAGACACUGUUGCUACAGGGCUGUGCUUUACAUCUUUUUUCAAACAAAAAUGCUUUUCGGGGGUAGUGGGUAUGACAACCUAAUUUCCGGGGCUGAAUAAAGUAAGUAAUCAAUCAAUCAAUCAAUCAAUCUAUCUAUCUAUCUAUCUAUCUAUCUAUCUAUCUAUCUAUCUAUCUAUCUAUCUAAAUAAGACACUUGCUACAGGGUUGUGCUUUACAUCUUUUUUUUUCAAAAAUGUUUUUUUCCGAUUAGCGGGUACUUCUCUGAAAAAAAAAAUUCACAGAGGAUGCAUCACUCAAAAAAGGUUUAAGAAUCAGUGGUAUAGAGACGAAACCGUUACAAAAGUAUCGAUCCGAUACCGAUGAUGCCCUUGGUAUCAAUAUUAUCGAUAUUUAGAUCGAUACGCCCAGCCCUACUUUUACAAAGUCAAUCAGCGAAUUGUCAACAGAGUCACCAACUGGCAACUGGAAACAGCAUGUCUCCGAUAAAGGACUUCAGCCUGACUUAUGAAGCGAUUAACGAGGAUAUCACUUUCUCCGUGGGAGAUACCAUUACAGGGACCGUUACUUUCAAUUUGACAGAAGACACCAAAGUCAAAAGCGUCCUGGUAAAAGUCAAAGGGGAUGCGAACGUCCGCUGGACCGAGUGGAAAGGGAAUGAGAGGAGAACCUACAGUGCGCACAGGAGAUAUUUCAAACUGAAAGAAUACUUCGUAGAAGAAAACACUCAAGGCACUGUGUUUCCCAAAGGUAUCCAUCAGUUUAACUUCAGGUUUCAAAUCCCGCAGGGGGAUUUGCCAUCAUCCUUCAGGGGGAAUCAUGGACAUAUUACCUACAUGCUUGAAGCAAAAAUAUCCAGGAGCUGGCGGAGGCCUUCAAAAACACAAACAGAGAUCAGUUUUGUUUCAAAGACCUUUCCGUAUGAAGGUCAAGUAAUGUGUUCACAGUCUGGUUCAGUGACUAAAGACAUAGGGACCUUCUCCAAAGCAGAAGUUCAAUUGUCUGCUACUGCUAACAAGAAGGUCUGCUCUCCAGGUGACACGUUGUCUGUUGUUGCCAAAAUCACCAACUCUUCUUCCAAAAAUGUGAAGCCCAAAUUUAAAUUGGUGCAGACGACAGUGUACCAUGCAUCCGGCUCCAGAAAGAUAAAAGAAAAAAUUCUAGCCAAAGUGGUUGGUGACGCUAUCGAGCCAAGAUCCGAGAAAACAGUCUCCUGCCGGCUGAAAAUUCCUGCUGAUGCCAUUUACAGUAUCCAUAACUGUGAAAUCCUCACAGUAGAAUAUAACCUCAAGGCAUAUGUGGACAUCAGUUUUGACUUUGACCCAGAGGUGGUGUUUCCACUGGCCGUCGUUGCACCUAAACUUGUUGCCAUGCACCUCAGUGAGGUUGCAAGGCCUAACCCACCCGAAGCCGUUGGGGCGCAAAGUUACAGUGACUUCCCUCCUCCAACCUUCCCUGCUGGAUCUCAUCCCCUACCUGCAGGCCCUAUUGCUAACGAAUACCCAGCACCACGUCCACCUCAGCCUGCAAACGUAGGGAGUGGCUCCAAUAGCCAGUGGCCACAAAAUCUUGCUAGAUGCAACUUUUUAGCUACAGCUCCCGUGCCACCUUUAGUGCAGCCUCCAGCCAUCACGGUUCCACCACAGUUUCAGCAGGGCGAAGAACCUCCACCCUACACGACCCUGUACCCACCUCCUCCUUACGAUACUCCUGCCAGUGGGUCAAGCUGAGCCUCAAGCAUAACCCAGAAAGCAUGAGUUAACUAUUUAUUAUCCAGUCUAUCAUACAUUUGCUCUUUUAAAGAAUGAACAUGGAGUUUGUAUCGGUACUAGUGUUCUGUCAUUAAGUUCAUUGUUCAUUAAAAACUUAUUUUCACUUGGUUACUUAUUCUUAUCCAUAUGUAUGGAUAUGCACAAGCUUUUAACUUAUUCUACAUGUAAGCGUGAUGUUUACCAUUUUUUGAAAGGUCAACAAGCCUCAGAUUUUUCACAGACAACUUGAAAAAUGGUUAACCUGGAUCGUUUUUUGCUUAUUUUGAUCACAUUGUUCAUGGUGCAUCAGGAUGGAGAAAAACAUCAUGUGAUCACUCAAGCCCCUUGCACCCCUCCUCCUCAAAAACCUGUCCCAUGCCUCACUAACAAGUGGGGCAAUCCUAUUCAACCAUUUUCUCCUUAUAACAGAUUUAUGCUCUUUAAAACUAAUUAGUAGUCCAUGGGGUUGCAGCACAGUGGUUGUAAAUAGUUUUCUUGCCAGACAAAGUUGUAAACGCGAACUGUUUUCUUGGGUAGGGGUGAGCACAGUCUGAACUGUGAUCCACAGGGUUUUUCUGUAACAGUAUUAUACACAAUCGGUUGCAGCUCAUACAAAUCAGAUGUAAAUGGCACAAAACUACUGGACUUUGUUUACAAGGCCUAUGCCAACCAUCUACUAUAGCAGCAGGUGGAAAGUAGGAAUAAAAAUGGCUGUGAUGAAGGCCCUUUUUCAUCAUUUAGACUGAAAAACUGAACUGACAGUAUAUCACAUGGACACCUGAGUUUUAUCGAUUCAAGUACAUGCGAUGAAAUAACUGACUCAUAGACAGAUGAAGAUUGGAACUAAUUUAUUGUGUGCUUGGAUGUGUUUCUCUGUUUUCUCAGCUGCCACUGAUUAGCUUAACUUAAUAAGCUUAGGAAAAGAGACAGUGAUGUUGCAGUAUAUUGUGUAUAUUAUGAAAUCUUGUGUGAUAAUGUUUCUUACCUUUGCUGUCUCCUCAGGUGUUGAGUGUAAAAGAGUUCACCGCAGGCCUGAACGCCUUUUUAAAAGGCCCGGGAGAGGCCAUUAGAAUAGUUGGAAAGCAGGUACCAAAUGUUGGUCUAUGAUAAAGAAGUGGUAGGGCUUAACAUGUAAUUGGUGGGAGCCUAUAAAAGGGAGCCUGGGCACAUAGAGGGAUUGAUGAUGAUGAUGAUGAUGAUGAUGAUGAUGAUGAUGAUGAUUGACUGGCAGGCAGUGACUCCUACCUCAGCCCAACAAAGUGUAACAAAUAUGUUUUUCCCUUUUUGUCUUUUAAGUCAUUUUUGUAUUACAUUUGUACUGAUGAAAUAAAGACUUGGUUGGUCUU